AUGACCACCCGUUAUCGCGUCGAAUACCCAUCGCCGGGAUCAACUGGUAAGCAUGGUUUGCUGGCGGUGCCCUUUGUGCUGCAUUCCCAGCCGACGGUGAUCUACCAGGAACAUAGCGAGGGCCUCAAGCGUGUCGCGGCAGACACUCAUCAGCGCUAUGCUGAGAUUUUGCGGGAUGUUGAGAAUCUAAUCAACGAUCACAUUCUACAUCACCAACGAAAUGACCCCGGUAAAUCCAAACUCAAGCUGCUGGUGCCUACAGUCGGGUACUUUUUUACCCAGCUGCAUUUAGAGGAUGCCUUCAAUUACCAGGAUGAGCAGAGAUUUAUCAGCCGACGAAGAUUCGUCGCCCCCUCAUUUAACGAUAUCCGCCUCAUCUUGAAUUCGGCCCAACUACUGGGCCUAGUCCGCUCUAGUGAGGUCCAACUUGUGACAUUCGACGGUGACGUGACCCUCUAUGAUGACGGAGCCUGUCUGACUCCGCAAAACCCCGUCAUCCCGCAGAUCCUUCGUCUUCUAGAGCAGGGGCGCAAGGUCGGCAUCGUCACCGCUGCCGGGUACGAAGAGGCUCCCAAGUAUUACGGCCGUCUAUACGGCCUCCUUGACGCCGUGCAUGACUCCAAGACAUUGACCACGUCUCAGAAGGAGGGAAUUAUCGUGAUGGGCGGGGAGAGCAAUUUCCUGUUCCGCUUCGAUCAGGAGUCAGAGUCUCGGCUGGCCUACGUACCCCGCAAGGAAUGGUUACUAGAGGAGAUGCGCGCAUGGCAUGAUGAAGACAUUAAACAGUUGCUGGAUAUUGCCGAGGAUUCGCUACGUGCUUGUGCGUCCAACCUUGGCCUGCCGGCUGCGGUGCUCCGCAAAGACCGAGCAGUCGGCGUCUAUCCCGUUAACGGGGUCCGUAUCGAUCGUGAGCUGUUGGAGGAGACCGUGCUGGUUGUUCAGAAUACUGUGGAGCGGUCGGCUGUAGGCUCGCGCCUCCCAUUCUGUGCAUUCAAUGGUGGCAAUGACGUUUUCGUGGACAUUGGCGAUAAGUCGUGGGGUGUUCGGGUAUGUCAAGAAUACUUUGGUGGCAUUGCCCCCUCAAAGACCCUCCACAUUGGCGAUCAAUUCUUGUCCGCUGGUGCGAACGACUUCAAGGCUCGCCUGGCUUCCACAACUGCUUGGAUCGCCAGCCCCAGGGAGACUGUCGAGCUCUUGGAUGAAUUGGAAGCAGCCAUCAGCAAGUGA
Penicillium maclennaniae is the source of this 1227-nucleotide messenger RNA. RefSeq names its product IMP 5'-nucleotidase ISN1 (gene isn1). The transcript is spliced from 6 exons. The record is from RefSeq and is a predicted model, not a curated record. Bases 1 to 1227 code for a protein of 408 amino acids. Gene Ontology annotation, molecular function: magnesium ion binding. Gene Ontology annotation, biological process: nicotinamide riboside biosynthetic process; inosine salvage; nicotinic acid riboside biosynthetic process. NCBI's taxonomy places the organism in Eukaryota, Fungi, Ascomycota, Eurotiomycetes, Eurotiales, Aspergillaceae.